CCCUGGGGUACGAGUCAUACCCAGGAGUACGAGUCAUACCAUGGGGUACGAGUCAUACCCUGGGGCACGAGUCAUACCCAGGGGUACAAAUCAUACCCAGGGGUACGACUUCAGGGUCUGUUUGCUGAACAAGUGCCACAGAAACCUGCUGAAUGAUAACAUAUUUAUAUAUUUUCUCCCUCCAGGAGUCCCGGCCAUCAUCAUGGCGGUCACUUUGGGCACCACCUACAGGCCAGAUAACCCUCUGGGAUACAGACAGGAGGAAUUCUGCUGGCUGGCGGCUGUGGAUAAGAAGAAGCAGUUUGACUUCAGGAAACCCAUGUUCUGGGCCUUCUUGCUUCCUGUGGCUCUGAUUUUAAUCUACAACGUGGCUCUGCUGGUGCUGGCCUCUCUGACCAUCUGCCGGACCGACACCGCGCUCAAAAGCUCGAGACCUCGGACUCUGUGGAAGAAGUUCCUGAUCAGUUUCUCUCUGGCGGUGCUGCUCGGGGUCUCCUGGUCUCUGGGGUAUUUGGUGCUGGUCACCUCAGGAAACACUAACCUGGUGUUCAGCGUGCUGUUCUGUGUCUGCACCACCACACAGGGGUUUCAGAUCUUCGUCCUCUUCACCGCCCGGACGCCUUCCUUCAGAGCCGUCUUGUCUCGCUCUCUUCAGUUCGUCUCGUCCGUCAACAUCCAGCUCAAAGAGACCAAGUACCGGCUGCAGAGGACCUGGGGGACGUCCAGCAUCGAGUCCUACCGGGACAUCAGCCUGUGACCUGAAACACAAAACAACCGGUAUCAUAACCCCAAAAACGAAGAAGACGAGUCGGGCUGAUGAGACCCGACGUGAGGACAGAGUAUUAUUACAUUAAAUUACAUUUAGCUGAGGCUUUUAUGUAAAGCGACUU
Notothenia coriiceps (black rockcod) is the source of this 890-nucleotide messenger RNA. It is a transcript of the gene adgrg7.1, whose product is annotated as adhesion G protein-coupled receptor G7, tandem duplicate 1. The coding region runs from base 41 to 757 and encodes 238 amino acids. The record is from RefSeq and is a predicted model, not a curated record. Gene Ontology annotation, cellular component: membrane. Gene Ontology annotation, biological process: G protein-coupled receptor signaling pathway; cell surface receptor signaling pathway. NCBI's taxonomy places the organism in Eukaryota, Metazoa, Chordata, Actinopteri, Perciformes, Nototheniidae. The transcript has 4 exons. Gene Ontology annotation, molecular function: G protein-coupled receptor activity.